AGCUGGGUAUGAUUUCUUCCCGCUCUCAACAGAUUUUAAACUUAAUCUAGAGAAUUUUUAGUGGUUUUACAAGUCGACGCAAAGUGAAGAUAGCUAGAGAUGUUGUUCUUCAGGUACAUGACAGUUUUAUGUCUGCUCGCCUCAUCCCUCCCCACACCUCUACGCCGCCUGUGCCUGCAGUUCGCCCAGGAGGGCGACUACGCGGUCGGCCGUGCGCCCGCAGAACCUAAUCCUGACCCUGGCACGCUCAGCAGAACUGAGGUCUCCACGGCUGUUGUGGUGCACCCGCAGUUUGCUCAUCAUGACAUGAGGGUGGGGGCCAGGCGGCUGCUGGCAGUACAGGAAAAUCAAGGAAAUCUAGAUAGGAUCAAUGAAAGUAUUUACGUGGAACGGGGGAAUAUCGACGUGAAACGGGGAAAUGUUGACGAGGAUUGGGGAAAUGUCGACGAGGAUUGGGGAAAUGUCGACGAGGAUUGGGGAAAUGUCGACGAGGAUUGGGGAAAUGAUUCGGAUUGGGGAAAUGAUUCGGAUUGGGGAAAUGAUUCGGAUUGGGGAAAUGAUUCGGAUUGGGGAAAUGAUUCGGAUUGGGGAUAUGUCGAUGUGGUUUGUGGAAAUUUCGACGCGGAGCGGGGAAAUAUCGACGUAAAUGUAACUGAUGUCGACGUGAACGGUGAAAUUUUCGACUUAAUCGGAGGCAAUAUAGAUUUGAAAGGAGGGAGAAUUGAUUUAAAAGGAGGGAGUAUCGGCUUAUUCGGAUUAAUUUUCGACUUGCAUGGAGGGUUUUUCGACUUGACCGAAGGAAGUAUCGCCUUGAACGGAGGGAAUAUUAACCUGAACGGAGGGAAAAUCGACCUGAAUGGUGAUGGUAUAGACUUGAACGGAGGGAGCAUCAACUUGAAAGGAGGGAGUAUCAACUUGAAAAGAGGGUGCAUCGACAGAAGCGGAUUGAGUGAUUACUUGGAAGGAGGAAGUUUCGACUUGAACAGGGGAAGUCUCGACUUGAAGGGAGGUAGUCUCGACUUCAAGGGACAGAGUUUCGACUUGAACGGAGGGAUAUUCAACUUAAACGGAGGGAGUCUCGACUUGAAAGGAGGCAGUAUUGACUUUAACGGAGGCAGUAUCGAAUUACGUAGGUUCGGCCGCUGGACUAUUCCUAUCGACUUGGAUGGAGGGAGUAUCGACGUGAGUGGCGGAAGUUUAGACGUGAGUGGCGGAAGUAUCCACGUGACUGACGGGAGUGUCGACGUGACUGACGGGAGUGUCGACGUGACUGACGGGAGUGUCGACGUGACUGACGGGAGUGUCGACGUGACUGACGGGAGCCACUAAAUGUCUGUUUCGCAUCAACGUCAUUUAGGGUCAGAGGAAGAGCUGGGUUCUUGACGCUAUGGAGGCGCGUACAUUUCUGUGUGGGAAUCUAAACAACAUUGGAUGAGGUUUACUUGUGACUUUGAUGGAGGACCAGUUGGAUGAACACCCAAUACCUGCGAGCAUCGGGGGCCUGAAGUUAGACUGUCUGAAGAACCUAGAACCUAACACCCAAUGCCUGCGAGCAUCGGGGGCUUGAAGUUAGACUGUCUGAAGAACCUAGAACCUAAUGCCCAAUACCUGCGAGCAUCGGGGGCUUGAAAAUUAAAUCGUCUGAAGAACCUAUCGCCACUUCAGCGCUUGUCUUUCUGGGAAUCACUAGAUCCGUUUCCCAAAUUACGUGGUGGGGGGCAAACUAUAGAGACUUCAGAUCGAGAAGAAAAACAGGACAAAGACUGAGGAGCAGGCGAGGUUGAUGCCUUCCACGGUUCAAUUGAUAGUAUUUCUUUGUUCUCAGUUGAGGUGAAAUUGAAAUCGCGCCCGUCAAAUGGUGAAUGUUUAUUAACUGAAGUCCGUCACCCUAAUGCAACUCUGGCGACGCUACUUGAAUGGCAAUUAUCCCCACACUAGAGCGCUAGUUCCCUUCUUAGGAGGGAAGUUCCCUUCGAGCGCUAGUUCCAUUCUUAGAAGGAAAGUUCCCUUCGAGCGCUAUAUAGUUCCCUUCGAGCGCUAUAUAGUUCCCUUCUUAGGAGGGAAGUUCCCUUCGAGCGCUAUAUAGUUCCCUUUUUAGGAGGGAAGUUCCCUUCGAGCGCUAUAUAGUUCCCUUCUUAGGAGGGAAGUUCCCUUCGAGCGCUAUAUAGUUCCCUUCCUGGGAGGAAAGUUACCUUCGAGCGCUAGUUUCCUUCCUAAGAGCGAAGUUCCCUUCUAGCGCCAAUGCAACGUUUUUGUUAGGUCUUGCCGAAAAUUUGGCUUGGGAGUUCCUAGCGUCCAGCGUCCAGGGAAAAUCUUUGUUAAAAGUUUUACUCAAAUGACGCAGUUUUGACGUCGGGUUGCUGUGUUCCCACACUGCGUGUGCAGCUGUGGCUGCGCAUCCAUUAAAAUAUCGAUAUAAUAUUGCCAAUAGGCAUACAUAGUAAGAUGACCAUUCCCACAAACAGAAUUUGUUCAGAUGUUAACUGCCUAGCAAGCCUUUUGUCCGCCGGUUAAGCUUAGCCUGGUAAUUUGUAAUUAAUUUUAAUUUCUAUUUCGGUCAAAUUUGUUAUCUUGACAGCGACGAUGUUUGAAAAUACCAGACCAAUCAACAUUUAAUUUGUGUGCUUAAAGUAGACUCGAAUAGCGUAAUUUCAUUUACUUGUAUCAGCGUCCCAGCGCAGACUUAAUCUCGAUGGAUUUGCCGCAUCGCGAGUUUCAACUUACGCGUGCAAUUUCUUCU
Molecule: messenger RNA, 2740 nt
Organism: Hyalella azteca
Lineage: Eukaryota; Metazoa; Arthropoda; Malacostraca; Amphipoda; Hyalellidae
Product: neuroblast differentiation-associated protein AHNAK
Exons: 2
Coding region: 100-1329 (409 amino acids)
Source: RefSeq, a predicted model, not a curated record